Molecule: messenger RNA, 5190 nt
Organism: Oncorhynchus tshawytscha (Chinook salmon)
Lineage: Eukaryota; Metazoa; Chordata; Actinopteri; Salmoniformes; Salmonidae
Gene: efr3bb
Product: EFR3 homolog Bb (S. cerevisiae)
Exons: 24
Coding region: 384-2840 (818 amino acids)
Biological process (GO): protein localization to plasma membrane
Cellular component (GO): plasma membrane
Source: RefSeq, a predicted model, not a curated record
GCACGUUGUUCUUGCACAGUAAGCUCGAGCGUGCGUAGCGUUUUGGGGAAAGGACGGGACAGAAUCCGACUGAACACUUUGACACGAUGAACUGGGUGGACCCUUCUUCAAAUUCAGGCUACGGGGGGUUUAAGACGGUAGCUAGCUAGCAAGAUAGACAACGCAGCUGGACAGCAAGUUAGGGAUACUUUUCGGAAUACUUUUCGAAUCAUCAAUUUCAUGAUCUCAAGUCAACCCACGGCCUAAGGAUAUCCUGCGGUUUUCCUUUUGUGUCUGCCCCCGGAAAAGCAUUACUUUGGGGGUCUCUCCCAACUAAACCUCUACACUGGAUUAGACAGAACCAGCUCGUAGAGAACAACGACGCCUGGUGACGAAUAUUGAAUAUGACAGGGGUGUGUGGUUGCUGUGGGGCUCUGAGGCCCCGCUACAAGAGACUGGUGGACAACAUUUUCCCAGAGGACCCAGAGGACGGGUUGGUGAAGGCUAACAUGGAGAAGUUGACGUUCUAUGCCCUGUCAGCUCCAGAGAAGCUGGACCGUAUCGGGGCCUACCUGUCAGAGAGGCUCUCCAGGGACGUGGCUAGGCACCGCUACGGGUAUGUGUGUAUAGCUAUGGAGGCUCUGGAUCAGUUGCUGAUGGCGUGCCACUGUCAGAGCAUCAACCUGUUUGUGGAGAGUUUCCUUAAGAUGGUCCGUAAACUGCUGGAGGCCGACAAACCCAACCUACAGAUCCUGGGAACCAACUCUUUUGUGAAGUUUGCCAACAUUGAGGAGGACACUGCUUCUUAUCAUCGCAGCUAUGACUUCUUUGUUUCGCGCUUCAGCGAGAUGUGUCACUCCAGCUACGAGGACCCAGACAUCCGCACCAAGAUCCGUAUGGCUGGGAUAAAUGGUCUACAGGGGGUUGUGAGGAAGACGGUGAAUGAUGACCUACAGUCUAACAUCUGGGACCCCCAGCACAUGGACAAGAUCGUCCCCUCACUGCUCUUCAACCUGCAGAGUGGAGAGGGCACUGAGAGCCGCUCCCCCUCUCCCCUGCAGGCGUCGGAGAAAGAGAAGGAGAGUCCGGCAGAGCUGACAGAGCGCUGCUUCAGAGAGCUGCUGGGACGGGCCGCCUACGGCAACAUCAAGAACGCUGUCACACCAGUACUCAUGCACUUAGAUAACCACUCUCUGUGGGAGGGGAAGACCUUUGCAGUCCGCUGCUUUAAGAUCAUCAUGUACUCUAUCCAGUCGCAGCACUCUCACCUGGUCAUCCAGCAGCUGCUAGGUCACCUGGAUGCCAACAGUAAGAAUUCAGCCACAGUGCGUGCUGGGAUAGUGGAAGUCCUCCUGGAGGCUGCAGCCAUUGCUUCCAGCGGCUCUGUAGGUCCCACUGUGUUGGAGGUGUUUAACACUCUGCUAAGGCAGCUGCGUCUCAGUGUGGACUACGAGCUGACCGGCUCCUACGACGCCAGCGGAAACAUUGGCAUCAAGAUCAUCAAAACACAUGAGGAGAGACAGCUACAGGAAGCCGUCAUCAGGACUAUUGGGUCGUUUGCGAACACCCUCCCUACAUACCAGCGCUCCGAGGUCAUGCUCUUCAUCAUGGGCAAGAUUCCUGUACCAGGGGUACACCCCGCACUCACAAACGCAGGCUCAGGGGGUUGUGAAGGGACCAGGAUGAUCCAGAUCAUGCUGCUGAAGUCACUGGUUCAGGUGACGACAGGGUUCCAGACCACCAACAUGCUGACGGCGCUACCCAACUCAUUCCUGGAGCCGCUGCUGUCCUUCUCUCUGAUGGAGGACCCGGAGGUCAGACUGCUGGUGCUCACCAUCCUCCUCAGUGUUAUAGACAGACACGACAACACACCCAAGUUCUCUAGCAUCAGCAUUAUAUCAGAUAUCUCUGUUCUCAAACUGAAAGUGGAUAAGUGCUCUCGACAGGACAACCUUUUCAUGAAAAAGCAUGCACAGCAGUUGUACCGCCACAUCUACUUGGCGUGUAAGGAGCAGAGCAGUGGUCCACAGCACUUUGAGACGCUCUACACCCUGCUGGCCCUCAUCAGCAUGGAACUGGCCAACGAAGAGGUGGUGGUGGACCUCAUCAGACUGGCCCUGGCCCUGCAGGAGUUGGCUCAAACCAACGAGGAGUCUCUGUCAGUCUAUAACCGCUGUGCUGUCCAUGCCCUCUCUGCUGCCUACCUCAACCUCAUCUGUCAACUCACCACCGUCCCCACCUUCUGUCAGCACAUACACGAGGUGAUUGAGAUGAGACAGAAGGAGGUACCCUUCCUUCUCCCUGAGGAUGUCUUCAUAGAAAACCCCAAGCUCCCUGCCUCUCUGGAGAAGUUGGAGGGGGAUGUUCUGUUCCAGCAGUCUAAGAUCACAGAAGUCUUGGGGGGCAGCGGCUACAACACAGACAGGCUGGCCACACCCUACAUCCCUCAGUUCACAGACGAGGACCGUCUGUCCAAGAGGAAGAGCAUUGGAGAGACCAUCUCACUACAGGUGGAGGUGGAGUCUAGGAACAGCCCAGAGAAAGAGGAGAGGACUCCAGCAGAGGAGAUCACAUUUGAAACUCUGAAAAACGCCAUUGUGGACAGUGUAGGGAUGGAGGAGCAGGAGAGAGAGCGCAGGAGGCAGGUGGUGGAGAAGUUCCAGAAGGCCCCCUUCGAGGAGAUAGCUGCCCACUGCGGUGCCAGGGCCACGUUGCUGCAGAGCAAACUCAAUCAGAUCUUUGAGAUCACAAUCCGACCCCCUCCCAGCCCGUCUGGCACCAUCUCAUCAGGCUACGGCCAGACCCAGAGCCGCUCGGUGCCCGUCUACGAGAUGAAGUUCCCUGACCUCUGUGUCUACUAGCCCUAAAGGUCAGGGGUCACCCUAGGAGGAGAGGGGAACAGGGGGUGUGGAGCUACAGCAGCCCUCGGUGUUAAAACAACUACAGACACUGUGACCUGUUCCCCCUGCUCCCCAUUCUCAUUCUGUCAAGAGCUACUGACAUGACUGACCAUGUGUUUUUUGCACUGUGAUCGCAGACUAAACAAAGACAAACAAAAAGGCAGCAGUGUGAGAUAUCGACCCUUCAGCCUUUGCUCGACCCCUCCCCCCAUCCUAAAAAUUCCCAUAUGACUGUCACCGGCUUGGGUUAGACUGUAGCCAGAAAGACCGUGGAGAAGAACAAUGGAUGGACUGAGGAUGGAUAGAACAGGGAGGAGAGAACAGAGUGAUCCCCAGUUUUAACCUUAUUUUCUCCCUGAUUAACUUGCUGCAUGCCCACCACUCUAAACACCACCCUUGAGCCCAUUACUAGUGUCUAGUCGUUGUCCUAGUUUAUCCCUCACUGGAUGCAUUACUACCCAAAGUGCACCAACAACAAAAUGGCUAAUUGCCAAAUGUAACAAAAUCAAAUGUUCUCAUUAGUUUUAUUGUAUUGCAAUUAUUUUGAUUUUCAGUACUGGAAAGGGACAACGUUAAAUACCUGACAAUGGAAGCUGUAAUGAAAAAUGUAUGGAAUCUAGUGUUUUAGUUUUCAGUGGGAUGACUACUUCUGAAACACUAUCCCCACUCCCUGCUCAGACCAUUCAGUUCUAAGUCAACGGUGCAUUGUGUUUGCUUGGUGCUUUUCAUGUCUUUUUAGGUUUUUAUUUUAAGUCUCUGGGGUGAGAACUCCAGAGUAUUUUUUUGUGUCGCUGCAUGUUAGCCGGGUGUGCUUUUGAUGCUGACCCAAAUUAUCUUCAUUUUGUAUUUUUUACCCCCUUGCUUUUUAAAUGUAUAUUGUAAUCCAUGAUUUGACUGCAAAGGUUAAAGUGUGUGACGUGUGUGCUGUCCUCCGAAAUGUGAGAGUGCCCUACAGAUGACAGCAGAACUAGAUUCAACCAGUCCAACCGUUCAUAAAAUCAGUCAUAGCUUUCCCACUUUGUAAGGAUCUGAAGAGUGUACACUUAUGUUUACAUGCUCAAACACUAGCAUAUGGGUCGUUCCAUCAAUACGGUGCCUUUUGAGAUGUGGAACUUGGUUAAAAGAAACUUCUGAUUUCACCUCAUUUUAACAUUGUUGUAAAGAGUAAGAUAUACAAAUAAUAUUAUAUAUAGUAACAGGAUUGACGAUUUCAUUUUAAAUCAGCCACAAAUCCCGUUACAAGGGAAUUGUAAGCUUGUUGUGUGCAACAGGGAGGGGCAAUUGCAUGGAUUUGUUAAAACAUUUCUAGCCUGUCCAUAUGGGUCACAGGCUUGACGUGUUAUGCUUGACCCACUCAGUUUUCACCACAAAACACCAGAAAAUGGCCAAAAAGAGUGGAACCAGCUCACCUGCUCUUACAUUACGAUUUGACUAUUAGAUGGUUAACAUUUCUUGAAGUUUUUUUUUUUUUCAAAGGAAUAGUUUCACCAUAUUCAGUUCACAUAACAGGGUUAACCAUAAAAUGAGGAACAUGUUGUUUUUUUACCUUAAAAUGAAUCACUAAUCAAAUGAAAUAAAUGAUCAUCUUCAGAAAUGACUUUGUCAAAGCAACAAGGGCUUUGAUGGUGAAAACUUUUGUGGGGUUAAGUAUGUUAAAAUCUUCCUGGAAGUCAGAGGGUGCAAGGAAGGACAUGUCAAAAUGCUGAAUUUUGGCACAUUAGCAAGUCUUUAUUCAUAUACAAAAAUAUGUAUUUAGUUCUCCAUAUGGUCUAUAAUAAAGGGCACUUCUUUGACUAUAACAGGCUUUUAAAAUUGAAUAUUGAUGCACAAUUUCAAAAGGUGCUCAUUUUGUUGAACGACCCAUAUAGACUAAUUAACCAACCCACAUUUAUUAUUUGUCAUAUACAGAUCUGCUAUCUUAAUUUUAUCUCUCGGUUGUCGCAGGAAAUGGUAAUUUUAGUGUAUUCAAGGUUUAAAAAGGCUUCUAAAGUUUGUAAUUUCCACUUAAAAACGUGACUUGAUUUGACCUAACGAAAAAUGUAUCAACACCUACAAAAGUGUCCAAUAAUUAUAAUCCACAUAAUUCACAUUUCCUGUUGCUGUUGGAUUAUUUUCCUGCUGUGAGAAGCAGGGUCAAAUUAAGAUUGUGUACGUGUAUACAGAGUACGUUACAUAUCUAGCUAUAACCAUGAUGUAAAUUAGUUAAUUUUGUUUGUGUAUAGAUCUAUAAAUAUCAUUUUAGAUUGCACUGACUAGCCAUAGUUAAGGGAAAUAUCUACUAAUAUGUUUAAGAGUGUAUGUAUGUAUGUAU